This is a messenger RNA of Caenorhabditis remanei, 2454 nucleotides long. RefSeq lists its product as uncharacterized. The transcript is spliced from 5 exons. Gene Ontology annotation, biological process: DNA replication; DNA strand elongation involved in DNA replication; mitotic DNA replication initiation. The coding region runs from base 1 to 2454 and encodes 817 amino acids. NCBI's taxonomy places the organism in Eukaryota, Metazoa, Nematoda, Chromadorea, Rhabditida, Rhabditidae. Gene Ontology annotation, molecular function: ATP hydrolysis activity; single-stranded DNA helicase activity; single-stranded DNA binding. The record is from RefSeq and is a predicted model, not a curated record. Gene Ontology annotation, cellular component: nucleus; MCM complex.
AUGUCGCGAGCCAAUGUUCCACGUGAGCCGCAAUCCGAGUCGGCAGAUGUGUUCGCAGAACCAUCCUCUCAAGGCUCAAGAUCCGAGCAGGUGAUGUCUCCAAGAUCCGGUUCCUCCGCAUCGGUUCUUCAGUAUGGCUCAGAGAUGGGCUCCGUUUCACAAAUGUCGUCAGCGUCGACACUACGACGAGGAGGACCACGCGGAGAUCUCGGAAUCGCCGCUGUUGAUCAUCGUACCGUCCAGAUUCAAGGAAUGGACGACGAUUUGGCUGCAGAUGACGGACAGCCGAGACUCUACGUCUGGGGAACACGUAUCUGUGUCGCUGAUGUUCAGAGAGCAUUCCGCGACUUCCUGACUGUCUUCAAGAUCAGUCAUUUGGAUGAAGACGAGAAUAUGAUGACUGGAAACGACGAGAAUCUUCAUCCAAUCGACAUGAGCCAGCCUUAUUACAUGGAACGUCUUCUGGAAUGCAAUAACGCGGAAGUUACACACAUCAACUUGAAUCUCGCUCAUCUUCAAUCGUUCUCAGAUGCUCUCUACCGCAAAGUCAUCGCCUAUCCAGCGGACGUGAUCCCAUACCUCGAUAUUGUUGUGAACGAGGUCUUCGCUGAGCGAUUCAACCGAACCCUCUCCCAAUCCAUUGAACUUCGUCCGUUUAACGCCGAGAAGACGCGUAACAUGCGUGGAUUGAACCCGAAUGAUGUGGACCAGUUGAUCACUAUCUCUGGAAUGGUAACGCGGACUUCUGCUCUGAUUCCCGAGAUGCGAAGCGGAUUCUUCCAAUGCAGCGUUUGUGCGUUUGGAAUCGAGAGUGAAGUCGACAAAGGACGUAUCGAGGAGCCAGUUGUGUGCACAAACUGCUCGAACACCCACUGCUUCCAACUCGUUCACAAUCGAUCCAUUUUCCUUGAUAAGCAAGUCAUCAAACUGCAAGAGUCACCAGAUGACAUGCCUUCUGGAGAGACUCCACACACUGUCUCGGUAUAUGCACAUGGAUCGUUGGUGGAGUCGGUGCAGCCCGGAGAUCGUAUCACUGUCACCGGAAUCUUCCGUGCAGUUGGAAUGAAGGUCAACCCGAAGCAAAGAGCUCUUGCAUCAGUGUACCGAACAUCGAUUGAUGCUCUUCACUUCCGCAAAAUGGACACUGCUCGAUUGCAUCAAGACAACGGAGAGACACUUUCAGAAGAACGUAUCCAGCAGAUUAUCGAGUUGUCAAAGCGCCCGGAUAUCAUGGAUGCUCUCGCUCAAGCUAUUGCUCCAUCGAUCUAUGAGCAUGACGAUGUGAAGAAAGGAUUGCUGUGUCUCUUGUUCGGAGGAACUCGCAAGGAUGAUGAGACUACGAAUAAGACGAAACUCCGCUCAGAAAUCAAUAUUCUUCUUUGCGGAGAUCCAGGAACAUCGAAGUCUCAAAUGCUUCAAUACGUGUAUCGUCUUCUGCCACGCAGUCAGUACACUUCUGGAAAAGGAUCAUCCGCUGUCGGUCUCACCGCUUCUGUCAGUCGUGACGCUGACACGAAACAACUCGUUCUGCAGACAGGAGCUCUCGUUCUUGCUGACAAUGGUGUGUGCUGUAUUGAUGAGUUUGACAAGAUGAAUGACAGUGCUCGUAGUGUUCUUCACGAAGUCAUGGAGCAGCAGACACUCUCCAUCGCUAAAGCCGGUAUCAUUUGCCAGUUGAACGCUCGCGCCUCGAUUCUCGCCGCCGCGAAUCCAGUUGACUCGAAAUGGAAUCAAAACAAGACUAUUGUCGAGAACAUUCAACUGCCACACACUCUCCUCUCUCGUUUCGAUUUGAUCUUCCUCAUUGUCGAUCAACAAGACGAGAUGCAAGACAGAAGACUCGGAAAUCACUUGGUCUCGUUGUACUUUGAGAACGGCACAGAGCAAAAGAAGACGGAAGAACUCGAUAUGAAUUUGCUCAGAGAUUACAUUGCCUACGCCAAAGCAAACGUCCACCCGAAACUUGGCGAGGACGCUUCUCAAUUCAUUAUCGAAAAGUAUUUGUUCAUGAGAAAAGCUGGCGCUCAACACGGACAAAUCACUGCUUACCCAAGACAACUCGAGUCUUUGAUUCGUCUUUCGGAGGCUCACGCCAAGAUUCGUCUGUCCGAAGAAGUGUCUGUUGAUGAUGUUGAAAAGGCUUUCACAUUGUGGCGCGAAGCUCUCAAACAAUCGGCCAUUGACCCAGCCACAGGACGUGUCGACGUUGCGAUUCUCGCGUCUGGAAUGAGUUCUUCUGGAAGAAAGGCCGUCGAAGCAAUGUGCGAGGUCAUUCUGAAGCAGCUGAAGACGGCGAAAGGAUUCGUGACGUCGAAAGCGUUGUUCCAAACACUCAAAGCGGCUGAUAAGACAUGUACAAAAGAAGUUUUCGAUGAGGCACUCAAUGAAUUGGCCAAGAAAGAGACGAUCGCUCGAUCCGGUGAACGCGUUCGAUUCCAAGCUGUCGACGCAUAA